UUCUAUUAUUAAUUUCUAGGGUUCAAUUUCUUCUUCCUCUUCUUUGUUCCUUCGACACGAUUAAACCACCUUUUCAUGGUUAGACGCUAUUACCGAUCACCAAGCCCUACUUACACAAUUUUCAUGCUCAGAGCUCAAAUUUGGUCGCGCUCUUGUCAGAUGGAACCGGUUCCUUCUUCAAUUCCAGAUUUUGUUGAUUCUAGACAAGGAAACGACACUGGUGAUGCUGCAGAAGCGGAGGGCUUUAUGCAUCGUGUUGACGAGAUCUCAGUUCAGAUAGAUAAGCUUGAGAAGCGAGUGAUUGAAAUUGAACAAUUCUAUUUGGCUAGAGGUGAUGCCCAGCAGAAUAUUUCAAAAGCUAGUUCAACUUUGAAGGAUAAGGACAAGGAAAAACAUAUAACCAGUAUCAGGAAGCAACAGCAAGACUCCUCACGCAGGGAAGGAGCGGCUGCAAAGAGAAUGCAAGAGCUUAUGCGUCAGUUUGCUACAAUUUUCCGUCAGAUCAGUCAACACAAGUGGGCAUGGCCCUUUUUGGACCCUGUUGAUGUUGAAGGUCUUGGCUUACAUGACUAUUACGAGGUUAUUGACAAACCAAUGGAUUUUAGUACAAUUAAAAACAAAAUGGAAGCCAAAGAUGGUUCUGGGUACAAGAAUGUCCGUGAAAUAUAUGCUGAUGUGAGAUUGGUUUUUAAGAAUGCAAUGAGAUAUAACGAUGAAAAGAACGAUGUUCAUGUGAUGGCAAAAACCUUGCUGGAAAAAUUUGAAGAGAAGUGGCUGCAGCUUUUGCCCAAAGUUGCCGAGGAGGAAAAAAGAAAAGUGGAGGAGGAAGUCGAGUUUCAGUUUGAUAUGCAGCAUGCACAGGAGGCAACUUACGCUAACAUGGCAAGAGAUAUAAGCAAUGAGGCAACUCUUUGGCUUGAAAAGGCUGUAGACACGCCAAAUGUUCACUUUCUUAGACACGCCAAAGGUGAUUUUGGGAUUAGCAGAUUAGUAACAAGUGAAAUCUUUAUGGUUGGGUUCUUGAACGCAACCCCAUCAGUACUUAGGGCAAGAGGAAUGUUGUAAUGGUUCCCAUUGGUAAAUAAAAGAGGUUGGCGUGUUUAUUGGGAGAUGAUUCAUACUGCCUUAUGUAAGAGUUCUUUAGGCAGGAUUGUGCUGCACGAAGUUUUGGAUUGAAGACCAACAAUUGACUAGUUAGGGAGAGGAAGUUUUCUUUGGAGACCAUUAUACCAAGGAUUUUUCAGGGAACACUGUCAAUUGAUGACUUUCCAAAUUCUAUUGAUCUAAAAAGAAUAUUGUAGGUGAUAAAAGACGAAGGAUUUUCUAUGAUACAAGAGUAAGAAUUACAAAUGAAUUUAAUCUCUCAUCAGUUUCAAGGAAUUAUUAGACUUCAGAAGGAGAUACCAUGGUUAAUUUAAAUGUCGAUAUGAAUGUUCCUCUGGUUGAUAAUGAGUUUUUGAGUCACAGUUCUGCUUACGUCCAAGGAUCGACUCUAUUCUCAGAUGGGAAGACAAAAAUUAUGAGAGAAGGGGAAAAGUUGGCUAAUGAUUCUCUCUCCGAUUUCCAAUGGGAAAAAAUUAAUCCAGACAGAGAAUGUUGCAUUAAUUGAAGGAAGUCUGCUUGGAAAGGAAACUUUGCGCCCGCCUAUAGAUGUCCCAACUGCCGUUAACUUUUCUCAUAAAUCAAAGGAGGCUUUAUCUGAUGUAGGGCCCACGUUUAAGGCAACGGUUGAAGAGUUUUCCUCGGUUUUUGACACUUGAGAAAAUCAGAGCAUUAAGGAAGUAAAAGACCGUUUUAUUAAUGCAUAUUCGGAAUUUUAUACUAGGAAAGUCUUCAAGCCUUUUGCAUUUCAAGGUCCCUGAUCUAUCCUCAUUUAAUGAUGAUGUUAUUGAAGAAUCAUGCUCCAACCUUUUGAUUCAAUCAACUGAUGAUACAAACUCUAAGGCCUCAACUCAGUUUUUAGAAGCCAAUCAGUGUAAUAUUAGCCCUGCAGGAUCUCAUUUUGUUAUUGAA
This is a messenger RNA of Cucurbita pepo subsp. pepo (vegetable marrow), 2013 nucleotides long. RefSeq names its product transcription factor GTE1. Gene Ontology annotation, molecular function: protein binding. Lineage: Eukaryota; Viridiplantae; Streptophyta; Magnoliopsida; Cucurbitales; Cucurbitaceae. The record is from RefSeq and is a predicted model, not a curated record.